Messenger RNA from Leishmania braziliensis MHOM/BR/75/M2904, 1986 nucleotides. Its product is annotated as kinesin-like protein. Bases 1 to 1986 code for a protein of 661 amino acids. Gene Ontology annotation, cellular component: kinesin complex; microtubule. The record is from RefSeq and is a predicted model, not a curated record. Gene Ontology annotation, molecular function: ATP hydrolysis activity; ATP binding; microtubule motor activity. Gene Ontology annotation, biological process: microtubule-based movement. The transcript has a single exon. Lineage: Eukaryota; Euglenozoa; Kinetoplastea; Trypanosomatida; Trypanosomatidae.
AUGCCGACGACUCAUGUAAAGGCUGCGGUGCGUGUCCGGCCUUUGGUAGAGAUGGAGAUGGCACCCACGCCAAGCGCGUCGUCACCGCCGCCGCCACCGGGCGACUCCCACUCGCACGACACCGGCGGGACGAAGCUGUCGUACUCGGAAGUCAUUCGUGUGGUCACGGCUGCGGGACGACUUACGCGACCCAUGACUAGUCCAUACAUGCUGGAGGUGCUGCGUCCACCAACUGUAAGGAUCGGAUGUGGACGUAGCGUUCAGCGCCACUCUAUGCCUACACGUCAAUCGCGGCUGCAUAACCCCGGGAACGGCGGCGGCGGCGAGGGUCGGUGCGAGGUGGCAACGGUCUACACCUUUGACUACUGCGCCGGCCCCAGCACGACGCAGGAGGAGUUCUUCGACAUGUUAGAGAUGCCAGCGCUCUGUGAGGCGGCGCUUGCGGGCGAGGUGGUGACGGUUCUUUGCUUUGGGCAAACAGGCAGCGGAAAGACGUACUCGCUAAGCGGGCGCACGCUUCCAGCGCCGGCGUCUGCGGGACCAGUCUCUGAUGUCCCUACGCCGCUGGUCGCCGAGGAUGGGCUGCAGUACCAGGCCGUGUACUACAUCGCGCGCCGACUCAAGGAGCUGCGUCGGUCGUCAAGGAAACUCAAGAGCAGACGCCAAGGCAGCGACGGUGCGUCUGUUGGAGCUUCUGCCUCCUCGGCCACGGUGGUGACGUCCAAGUGCUCCUACGUCGAGCUCUACCAAGAGUCCCUCUACGAUUUGCUCCAGCCAGACGGCGGAGACGGGCUGCAGUGCCGCUGGUCAGCUGCGGCUUCGUCCUUCUUCGUCGAGGGCUCACUGAUGGUGGAGUGCCGCGGCCGCGAGGACUUCCUGCUCGUGUUGCGUGAGGGACAGCGGAAUCGGCAGCGCGGCAGCCACGCGCUCAACCUGGACAGCAGCCGCUCUCAUGUUGUCUUCACCGUCUUCUUCGAAGCGCGAGACGAGGCGGCGGCUGCGACCUCUGCGGGGGACAUUGGCAGUGACGGUGCACCGUCCUCGCCGCUUGGUGCGUCAGCUCCCCUCUGCACCACCCGGUACGGACGACUCGUCUUUGUCGACCUGGCUGGAUCGGAGAGGCUCAAGAAGACGCUUUCCACCAGCACUGCAGAGACGAAGUCCAUCAACAAGUCUCUCUUCACCCUCGGCCGUGUGCUGGAGCUCCUCUCCGCCCCGCCACCUGCACCCUCUACGAAGGUGCUGACAUCAGCGUCAUCCGAUGCCGUCACACCGUCGAAGGCAUUGGCGCCGCCGCCGCCGUUCAUACCCUACCGCUCAAGCGUUCUUACUCAGCUCCUCAUGCACAGCCUGGAUGGGCACGGCCGCACUGUGAUGGUCGCCUGCGUGAGCCCGAGCGCGCUGCACCUCGAGGAGUCCCUGCGCACGCUGCACUACGCAGAGCGGGUGCGGCACAUUCGUGCGGUGCCAGUUGUGCAUGUCGACACCGCAACGCAGGAGCGGAUGGCGCUGGAGGAAAAGGUACAGGCGUUGCGCAAGGAAAAUGCGCUGCUGCGCCGCGCACUGGGGCUUACAGGGGUCGGCUCACUGGAAGCCGGGCAAGUAGAGGCUCGGCUGGAGGAGCUACAUCGUGCGUGGGCUGCGGGUCAGCUUGCAGCACUUCCUUACGAGGCGCCGUCACAGGGUGCCGCCGCCCCUUCAUGGCCUUCCUCAGCGCCACAACAAGGACAGGUGGUGCGUGCAUGUCCGUCUCGCCCUGCAGUGCCCUUCGCAACGAGUGGGACCAUUGUUGCCGCAGUCCCCACCGACCUCCGAGCAUCAACACCGCAGACUGUGGUGAUGUCCUCCACGGAGAGCGAAGCGAAUGAUGAGUCACCAAGCGGCACAGACGAUGUUGUGCCAUCGUCGCAUAACCCGCACGCCGCCGCGGUGAACAUCUUGGAUUUGCUGGAGUCGCUGCCGGACACACGGUUAAUGUACACGUAG